AAUUCACCGCUUACACUACAACUCCCAAUAAGCACAGCAGAAAAGAUACUGUACUUCAUUUUGUACAAAGGUCAGCAAAUAUAACACGCUGAUUGCGCUCGCUUGAUCAGCAGCAUGGGUCGGCUUGAUGGGAAGGUCAUACUGCUGUCAGCAGCAGCACAGGGGAUUGGACGAGCAGCUGCUAUAGCUUUUGCAAAAGAAGGAGCCAAAGUCAUUGCUACAGAUAUCAAUGAGCCUAAGCUGCAAGAGCUGGAGAAAUAUCCAGGCAUUCAAAUACGUGUUCUGGAUGUCACCAAAAAGGAGCAGAUAGAAAAUCUGGCCAAGGAGAUUGAAAAGAUUGACGUUCUCUGUAACAUUGCAGGGUUUGUUCAUCAUGGAACCAUUCUGGACUGUGAGGAUCAAGACUGGAACUUCACUAUGAACCUCAAUGUUCGCAGCAUGUAUCUAAUGAUCAAGACAUUCCUUCCAAAGAUGCUCAAACAGAAAUCUGGAAAUAUUAUAAAUAUGUCUUCUGUGGCAUCCAGCAUUAAAGGAGUUGUGAACAGAUGUGUAUAUAGUACUUCAAAGGCAGCAGUUAUUGGUCUAACAAAGUCUGUGGCUGCUGAUUUCAUUGAACAAGGCAUCAGAUGCAACUGCGUAUGUCCUGGAACUGUUGACACUCCAUCUUUACAGGAAAGAAUCCAAGCCCGGCCUAACCCAGAACAGGCAUUGAAAGACUUUCUAGCCAGACAGAGGACUGGUAGGAUGGCUACUGCUGAAGAAGUGGCCCAUCUCUUUGUGUACUUGGCCUCUGAUGAAUCUGCCUAUGUGACCGGUAAUGAACUAAUCAUUGAUGGAGGAUGGAGCUUGUGAUUGACCCUGCUUGCAAAUGGAAAUUCAUACCAUGAAAGGCAAAAAGUGAGGAUUGUGUUUCUCGGAUAAGGUAGCUGGCAGAGAUUUAGAUCACCCAUAUGAUGUCCUUCAAAACAAAUUUGGUACAUUUUUACUGUUAGAUGUUCUCCUUCUAGGUUGGUCUUACUGAUUAACUUUUCCCUAAAUAGUGAAAUACUGGAGUAAGACAUACUUCAUGUGGCUUCAAUUUCUGGUAACUCCAAGAACAUGAGAGAAUAGCAAUUUAACAUGUAAGAUUUCAGAAGGCAAAGAAUAUUAUUAAAGGUACAAAAUCUGAAUUGUGCUUUAAGCAAAUCUGAGCAAAAGUAAUUAAAUAUUACCUUUAUUAUCAUCCUCCAAAGUAUCUGGAAGCUAAACAUUCACAAUUAGAUUUCCUACUAGCAUUGACAGACUGUCCCGAGAAAAUGGAACAACUAGUAUUAAAUCAUCUAAAUGGAUCCUGAUCCUGAACUAAGUGUGGUUUAAACAGAAAAAGCAGAUAUAAUAGCAAAUUUGAAGAUAUGAUCAUUUGAAUAAUUUUGUUACUGGUAAUAAAUGUUUCUGUAUUAGAGAACAUACUAAUUGCAAAUUUCAUUUGAAAGCAGAUUCUGCCUUGCAAAUUACAAAGUAAGUUCUUUCUGCUCUGUACUAUCAUUAGCAAAAUGGUUUAGAACUGUAAUAGCUGUAGAAAAGCACUCUGAAUUGUUGAAAAGAAUAUCUAAUGCCUGAGAACACUUACAGAUCCAAAGUGGGCAGUGCAAGACAGUCAAACACUGUAGAUAUGUGGUGUAUGGGUGCAUGAAACUUCCCGUGUAGACAGCAGAGGGUCACUGUACAUGCACAGCUGUGCAACUGCUGUAUCCAUUUCCCAGAUCCUAGGCAAGUUAGAUUUUUGAAAUCUGGAAAAGCAGUAGCACAAAAAGCAGGAUUGGCCCCUUUGUGAAGUUUGGGAGGGAUUUUUUUAAGCACAUAACUACUUCAUGAAGACCAUGCUGUUUUCUUGAAGUAGAAAUGAUGGAGAGGAGCCUGCUCUAAAGCUUAAGACUAAAGCUUGCAAAAUGUAGAAAGCAUUAAAAUCAUAAUGCAGUUCUACAGUCACUUAGAAAGCACAUUAACUAGUAAAGAAGAGGUCUUAGUGGGAGAAAUGGAGAUCAGAACUGUUUCAUUAAUGGUAUAGAUCUCUCCUAAAUUGGUCUUGGAAGUAUCAUUACUAUAUUUUGUUUGGUUUUUUUAUCCUUCCAUGUACAAAAAGUACUAUGCAAGGACAUCACUCUAGUAGGCAUGGAUAGGGCUAUGUGUGUGAGAAUUGUGCUUACACAGGUGGAUCUCCAUCAAUAUGCUUAGACUUCUGGCACACAAGCAAAAGGAGUAGAUUUUACAACUCUAGAUAGAGCAGAUAUAUUCCUCUUCAAAAAGAUGUAUUGAUAUUGGACAAAUGUUUUCAAAUCCUUAUGCUAGGUGCUAGGCUUUGUAUUCUAUUGCUUGAUUGUCAAAUAUCAGUAUAGUUCAUGGUAAAACACAAGGCUGUUUCUCUGAAAAGCACUGUUUCUACAAGAAUGUGUGUGUUGUGAUAGCACAUGGUAGCUUUGAUUUAUGAAUCAGAAACCUAUUAACAGAAAGUCUCAUACUCUGGGGAAAAAGCCAUAAAUCCUGACCCAGAGAUCUAAGGCACUUGAUAACCUGAAUUCCAAAACUAUUUGUUUUGCUAACAUACUAUUAAAAUGGACAUGAAUGACAUAGGCUGGCUGUCUAUAAAUAAGGUUACCUUAACAGAAAUUGGAUGCAGCCCCAUUUAUCUAGUUUGUGAAUGAAUCUGUAUGUAAUUUCAUAUAUAUUCAUAUAUUUUAAAUACAUAUAUGUGUGGCGGAGGAAUUAAAGAAUAAACGUACUGAGUGUGAUUAAUCAGUAAUCAGAAAGCACUGGGCGAAACGUUCAGUAUUUUGUGCGUGUUUCUGUAACAACUGCCAUGUUUUUAAAAUUAUUAAGAUUUUCAGUAUUAACUGAAACAUUAAUAAAAAUUAUUUGAUUUCAAAGAUGAUGGAACAUGUCUAGCUAAAAUCAGACUUCUUAUUUUAGUAUCUUAAGUAAAUGUAACAUUUACAAAUGAGACAGUAUUGUGGAUGUUGGCUUCCUAAGGUUCAUUUUUGGCUUAACUUUCACCCUUAAUCGUGGUUGGAAGCAUUCUGAUCUUGUGUAGUUUGUUUAGGGGGGUUUUGAGUACCCGGUAUUUCAAAAAAAGACCCUGCCAGCCAAGGAAGAUUGAGCUGAGGCAGAAAUCCAAAGUUAUCCUAACUGGUUCCACUAAUGUUCACUGACAUAAAUUCAAAUGUUAAGUUCAGGCUGGCAGGAUACCAUUUUAAUGGUUUUGGGGUUUUAUAUGAAGGCCAAAGUUCCUCCUCUAUAGUAGGUGUUUUCAGACUUACCUUGAAAAGAGAAUCCUCCCACUGCAGUAACACGGGAAACUUGCAUUGUGUAUUCUGAAAAUAUAAUUAAGAAUUUCAGAGAAAAUGCAUUAUACUUGUUGCAUAUUGAACUUUAUUAACAUUUCUAAGUUCACUGGCGACUGUAACACACAGAUGCUACUCAGGAAAUGCUGCUUUUGUCAAAGAAUUCCUUCAAUAAAAGGAGAUGCCAUUUGCUUUUUAUGUUGCACUAAAAGCACAGGGAUACGGAUUUUCGGUGGUAGUGGAGAAGCUGGUGGACCAGGAAAAAGAAAGAAAAUGGGCGGAGAUUGCUGUCAUUUGCCUUACUAGGAAAGUUCUUCAUGGAUGUAUUAACAGCUACAACGCUGAAAUGCGUCCAGCAGACUUGCUGGAAUUAUUAAAGGAGAAGGCUUCUU
Molecule: messenger RNA, 3709 nt
Organism: Pezoporus flaviventris
Lineage: Eukaryota; Metazoa; Chordata; Aves; Psittaciformes; Psittacidae
Gene: BDH2
Product: 3-hydroxybutyrate dehydrogenase 2
Exons: 10
Coding region: 115-852 (245 amino acids)
Biological process (GO): siderophore biosynthetic process
Cellular component (GO): cytoplasm
Molecular function (GO): 3-hydroxybutyrate dehydrogenase activity
Source: RefSeq, a predicted model, not a curated record